AUGUCUAUCAUUGAUUGCCCGCCCGAAUUGCUCCAUAUGAUCGGAAGUGACCUCCAUCAGAAGGACACACGCAACCUGAUAUCCACCUCGCAUCGAAUGCACAGCGUCCAGACUUUUCUCUACACUGUGGCCCGGAACCCGGAAUUAGCUGGCUAUGUCCAGUCUCUAGCACUUGCUGGCUGGGAAACCUACCAAGACUGGGAGACCAACCGGGAACCCGAAAAAACCAUCGGAAGACCUAAUUUUGACGGUGAUCUUAUUCGGCAAUUGGUUGAUGAAGCAACCGAAUAUCCCGAAGAAGAGAAAUCGAAAUGGCUACAGGAUCUCGAGGGGUUUUUUGACGAUGCCUGGCUGGCAUUGCUCAUUCCCCGAUUGACCGGUCUACGGAAAAUUGGGUUAAAAUGGCCGUUCCGUUCCCCUCAUGUUAGCUUAAUGCUCAAAGAUGCUGCCAUAAAUGGAGGCGCUUGUUUCCCUCAUGUUGAAGAAGUUAAUAUAUGUUGGUAUGAUACGGAAAAUGCCAUCGCCUCAUAUCGAGUGCAUCCGUUCUUCUUUCCAUCUGUGCGCAAAAUUCUCAAGGAUGUUAGCCUCCCACCUCGAUGCUCAAACGUAACGGAUAUUGACCUCUCGGAAACCAAUGCCGCGGAGGGAAUGCGAGAAUGGAUUCGGGCCUGCAAAACGCUAAAGUCCUUCCGGAUCAUGCACCAUGCACCAUACGCUGGUUUCCAGCCCCACAAACUCUACAAUUCACUCUCACUGCACAAAUCCAAUCUGGAGGCUAUCUGGGUCGGGCACGACGAAUACGGGUUAGACGGCGAUAAUGAUGAUGACUGGAUGGGGUCAUUUGUCGAUUUUUCUGCCUUGAAGAUUCUCCGUCUCAGGCUAAUUAAUCUCGUGGGACUCAAUGAACAAGGCUCACUCGCACGAAAGAUAAGUGAUGUGAUUCCCUUGUCACUGGAAACAUUGUUCCUGGACAUGUAUUGGCAGGACUUUCGGGACUUCCUGGAUGACUUGGCGGAGAUAGCCAUCUCAAGGAGGUUCUCUAAGAUUGCCACGGUCCAUAUUGAGACCUACAGCAAAUGUAUUCUUCCACAGUUGAAUCCAAAAGUUGAAUGGCUACAACAGAGGUUUCGAGAGGUUGGAGUUGCGUGUCAUGUGCAUACAAGGAUUCGGGAAUCUAUGGAAGAUAUCGGCUUUGGAACAGCCUUUGGCCCCAGUGCGAGGCAGAAUACCUCAACUAUUCUUGCUAGAGACUUCCUACAUGCUUUGAAGGACACACAGGGAGGUAGAUCGCAGAAGAUAUUGUUCCUACCGGGGCCAAAUCUGGAAGGGGUGAACGUUUCCCGGCAAUCUUUCUCCGCAGGAAAAUUUCCAGCCGUAUCCUUUAUCCGCUCCCAGUAA
This is a messenger RNA of Penicillium odoratum, 1398 nucleotides long. RefSeq lists its product as uncharacterized. NCBI's taxonomy places the organism in Eukaryota, Fungi, Ascomycota, Eurotiomycetes, Eurotiales, Aspergillaceae. The coding region runs from base 1 to 1398 and encodes 465 amino acids. The transcript is spliced from 3 exons. The record is from RefSeq and is a predicted model, not a curated record.